GUACUAGUCGGGUUCAUUAACCACUGAGCCACGAUGGGAACUCCCAUAGUAGUAAUGCUUAAUGUGUGCCUCUGUCGAGCAAUCAAAGCAUUGUUUCAGGAAGCUCAGUCUAGCAGCCCUUUUAUAAAGGAGGGAUUUGGGGGCCUUGGUAGGAAGAAUGAAACAUAAUAGCUAGGGUCCUUUAAUAACAAGAGCCAAAACUGACAGGCCAGCUUGAAUAGGAAAGUAAAUUUAUUUUAAAGGUAUAGUUGCUCUUGCAGUUGAAGGAAAAGCUAAAGCGUGGAGCCAGGAAGGACAAAAGCCCCGGGAACCGGUCGCUAGCGGGCCCCAUGGGCUGCCUUUUCAGGCCACACCUGAGCUGGAUCGGCUCUGCUCACUGGCCGCUGUUGUUCUUCUCAGCCCUGCUGCCAGGGGAGAAAGUUUCUGAUGGGCUCGGCGCUGGUCGUGUGGCCAGCCCUGAAGUCCUGAGCGAGGGGAGCCCCGUGUGUCGGAUGUCUCAGGGCAGGCCCUCAGCGGGGCAGGCACAGCCGCCCUGUCAGCCGACGUCCGUUCCGCUGGCCGGGCACAUCGCACGCCCUUGGACCAGACCCGACUUUCUCGUUCCAGGGGGGCCGCACGUGUGGCGAGGGGGAAUCAAGGGAGUGACAUCACCGCUCUUGAAGGGUCAGGUCAGCGCCACCAGCUUUGAAAUCCGAGGAGCUUAGAUGUUGUCUGGAUAUCUGCACUGUCUCCGUGGGAGUGAUGAUAAGACCUAAACUCAGCCAACUUCCUGUCCCCGUCCGAUGGUAACAGCAGCUAGAGAGAGCCAGACCAGGUCCAGAGACUCGCCCAGGCAUGGAGGGGCUGCUGCACUACAUCAACCCCGCGCACGCCAUCUCCCUCCUCAGCGCCCUCAACGAGGAGCGCCUCAAAGGGCAGCUGUGCGACGUGCUCCUGAUCGUCGGCGACCAGAAGUUCCGCGCCCACAAAAACGUGCUGGCCGCCAGCAGCGAGUACUUCCAGAGCUUAUUCACCAACAAGGAGAACGAGGCGCAGGCGGUCUUUCAGCUGGACUUCUGCGAGCCGGACGCCUUCGACAACGUGCUCAACUACAUCUACUCCUCGUCCUUGUUCGUGGAGAAGAGCAGCCUGGCCGCCGUGCAGGAACUGGGCUACAGCCUCGGCAUUUCCUUUCUGACGAACAUCGCUUCGAAAACGCCCCAGGCCCCCUUUCCGACGUGUCCCGGCAGGAAGAGGGCCUUCUCGGAGGACGAUGAGGGCGCUUCUCAGAAGAGAAGCGUCAUCGUCUGCCAGGGCCGAAGCGACGGCCCGGGGAAAGCCCUGAGUCAGAACCAAGCCGACCUGAGCCACCCCUCCCGGCCCUCAGCCGGCGCCGCGGGCAAGCCCCACGCCAGCAAGCCCCACGGCCCGAAACCGGGGGAGCCGCCGCACAGUCUGGCGCCGGCUGAGAAGACGUGGCCGAAGGAGGCGUCGGUGGGCCCCGCCAGGCCGCUGGAGCUCCCUGCAUCUGCGGAGGAGCCGAGCCGAGGCGGCCUGGCCAAGCGGAAUGCGGCGCUGCCUUCGAAGCCUCCGCAGGACAGGGAGGCCGCGGACGAGAAGCUUCCCAAAGGCCUGGCCAUAGAGCUGGCCCUCAGGAGGCCGCGGCCGCCCGUCCUGUCCCUGCGCGGCUCCUCGGAGGCGCCCUACCUGCUGAAGGAGACGGGCCAGGGCGGCGGCCCGGCCGAGGACCGGAACCUGCUCUAUUACUCCAAGCUGGGGCUCGUGAUCCCGUCCAGCGCCUCCGGUCCCGGGAGCCAGGGCGUCGACAGGAGCGGCCCGCUGGUCAAGAGCCUCCUGCGACGGUCCCUGUCCAUGGACAGCCAGGUGCCCGUCUACACGCCCGCCGUGGACCUCAAGUCUCCCCAGGGCUCGGCCUCGGGGCCCGGCGACGCGGCAGGAGGCCUGCUCUGCGCUCUGUCCCAGAAGUCGGCCCUAAAGGACUGUAGCGAGAAGGCGGUCCCCGACGCCGCGCCCGCGGGCCCGCAGCCCCACCGCCUCAGGUCCUUCAGCGCCUCGCAGCCGGCCGCUGCCCCCGGGCCCGAGGUGCGCGUCAAGACGGAGCCCCGCAGCCCCCCCGAGCCCUCCGACAUCAUCCGCGUCACCGUGGGGGACGCCGCGGCCCCCAGGGACCUGGCUCUGAAGACGGAGGACGACCAGAAAGACGUGAGCAGACUCCCGGCCAAAAGGAGGUUCCAGGCGGACAGGAGGCUGCCCGCCAAGCAGCCAAAGGCCGCCGAGCAGGACUCCCCCGGCUCCGAAGGGCCCUUCGAGGGCGGCUCGAGCCCAGCCCUGCUGGAGGCGGACUUUGCAGAUGCCGACGCGCAUAAAGACGACUUCGGGGAGUUGGAGGGCCCGAGACCCGCCAAAAAGUUCAAAUGCAAGCACUGUCUUAAGAUCUUUAGGUCCACGGCCGGCCUUCACCGGCACGCCAACAUGUACCACAACCCCGAGAAGCCCUACGCCUGCGACAUCUGCCACAAGCGCUUCCACACCAACUUCAAAGUGUGGACCCACUGCCAGACCCAGCACGGCAUCGUGAAGAACCCGUCUCCCGCCUCCAGCUCCCACGCCGUCCUCGACGAGAAGUUCCAGAGGAAGCUGAUCGACAUCGUGCGCGAGCGCGAGAUUAAGAAGGCGCUGCUGCUGAAGCUGCGGCGCGCCAAGCCCGGCUUCCAGGGGCCCGGCGGCUCCCCGGCGCAGGCCAUCAAGCGCAGCCUGCGCUCCCGGGCCAAGGGGGCCUACGUGUGCACGCACUGCGGAAAGGCCUACCGCUUCCUGUCGCAGUUCAAGCAGCACCUGAAGAUGCACCCGGCCGAGAGGCCCCUGGGCGCCGCCCGGGCCGGCCGGCCGCGCGAGCGCGCCGCGCCCGGGAGCCCGGGGGGCGGCCCCGAGGCCUUCCAGUGCCGCCUCUGCAGCGCCAAGCUCUCGUCCCUGCUCGAGCAGGGCAACCACGAGCGCCUGUGCCGCAACGCCACCGUGUGCCCCUACUGCAGCCUCCGCUUCCUGUCGCCCGCGCUCAAGCUCGAGCACGAGGGCAAGUGCGAGUUCCGGCGGCUGACGUGCCUCGAGUGCAUGCGCACCUUCAAGUCCGCCUUCAGCAUCUGGCGGCACCAGGUGGAGGUGCACAACCAGAACACCAUGGCCCCGGCGCCCGGCGCCUCCCCGCCGCGGCCCGAGCGCGACCGCAACGGCGAGCUGCCCCCCGCCGCUGCCGCCGCCCGGCCCGCCGCGCCCGCGCCCGAGCCCGCGCCGGCCCGGGCCAACCACGUGGCCGCCGCCCGGGAGGAGCCGGGCCUCGGCGACGGCCCCGAGCCCGCCGGCUUCGACUCGGAGGACUCGUCCUGCCUGCCCGAGGACCUCAGCCUCUCCAAGCAGCUCAAGAUCCAGGUCAAGGAGGAGCCGGCCGAGGAGGCCGAGGACGAGGCGCCCGAGGCGGCCACUGCUGCCGCCGCCGCCGCCGCCCCCAAGGAGCCGGCCUCGGGCCCGGACGCCGGCCUGUGGCCUUGCGAGAAGUGCGGCAAGAGCUUCCCGGCGCACAAGCAGCUGGAGCGGCACCAGGAGCUCCUGUGCUCCGUGAAGCCCUUCAUCUGCCACGUGUGCAACAAGGCCUUCCGCACCAACUUCCGCCUCUGGAGCCACUUCCAGUCGCACAUGGCCCAGGCGGCCGAGGACCCGGCGCCCCGGGAGCCCGAGCCCGGCCCCGGCCCCGCGCCCUCGCCCUCGCCGCCGCCGCCGCUGCCGCCGCCGCCGCCGCUGCCCAAGAUCCAGCCGCUGGAGCCGGACAGCCCCACGCGCCCGGCCGGGAGCCCCGCCGCCGCCCCCGCCCCGGCCGCCGCCCCCGCCGCGGCCGACAAGCUCUUCGCCCCCCAGGAGUCGGACACGCUCUUCUACCACGCGCCCCCCCUCUCGGCCAUCACCUUCAAGAGACAGUUCAUGUGUAAACUCUGCCACCGGACAUUCAAGACGGCCUUCAGCCUCUGGAGUCACGAACAGACCCACAACUGAAGGGCCGCCGGCCCCCCCCAGCCCGGAGUGGGAACUGCGUCCUAGACACCAGAUGUUUUUUAAAAAAGAAUAAUAAAGGUUGGAAAUUGUUAUGCUUGAA
Messenger RNA from Phacochoerus africanus (Common warthog), 4144 nucleotides. RefSeq names its product zinc finger and BTB domain containing 21 (gene ZBTB21). Bases 835 to 4044 code for a protein of 1069 amino acids. Gene Ontology annotation, biological process: regulation of transcription by RNA polymerase II; negative regulation of DNA-templated transcription. The transcript has 2 exons. Gene Ontology annotation, molecular function: protein binding; DNA-binding transcription factor activity, RNA polymerase II-specific; RNA polymerase II cis-regulatory region sequence-specific DNA binding. The record is from RefSeq and is a predicted model, not a curated record. Gene Ontology annotation, cellular component: nucleus. NCBI's taxonomy places the organism in Eukaryota, Metazoa, Chordata, Mammalia, Artiodactyla, Suidae.